AUGCAGAUUUUCGUGAAAACCCUAACUGGAAAGACCAUCACUCUUGAGGUUGAGAGCAGUGACACCAUCGACAAUGUCAAAGCCAAGAUCCAGGAUAAGGAAGGCAUCCCUCCUGACCAACAAAGAUUGAUUUUUGCUGGUAAGCAAUUGGAAGAUGGUCGAACUCUUGCAGAUUAUAACAUCCAAAAGGAGUCAACGCUUCACUUGGUUUUGAGGCUGAGGGGAGGAACUAUGAUUAAGGUGAAGACUCUUACUGGGAAAGAAAUUGAGAUUGACAUUGAACCAAAUGAUACCAUUGACCGGAUCAAGGAAAGGGUUGAGGAGAAAGAGGGAAUCCCCCCUGUGCAACAAAGGCUUAUUUAUGCUGGGAAGCAGCUUGGAGAUGACAAAACAGCUAAGGACUACAACAUUGAAGGUGGCUCUGUCCUUCAUCUGGUGCUUGCUCUAAGGGGUGGCAAUCUUUAA
Prunus armeniaca (apricot) is the source of this 465-nucleotide messenger RNA. The record is from the annotation of a GenBank genome assembly. NCBI's taxonomy places the organism in Eukaryota, Viridiplantae, Streptophyta, Magnoliopsida, Rosales, Rosaceae.